Molecule: messenger RNA, 1540 nt
Organism: Colletotrichum navitas
Lineage: Eukaryota; Fungi; Ascomycota; Sordariomycetes; Glomerellales; Glomerellaceae
Product: P-loop containing nucleoside triphosphate hydrolase protein
Exons: 2
Coding region: 303-1259 (318 amino acids)
Biological process (GO): positive regulation of mitotic division septum assembly
Cellular component (GO): spindle pole body
Molecular function (GO): GTP binding; GTPase activity
Source: RefSeq, a predicted model, not a curated record
GGUUCGACUCAGCCCUCUGCUCCCGAUCGAUCGCCGCGCCACCCUUGGCAGUGCCCAUGAAGCCAUCGUCGGGCCCGAACUGAAACCUGCCGCCUACUCCCCGACCUUCGCUGUCAUCCUCUAGCUCGGCGCCAACUGCCGGUUCUCCUCUUCUCUUCCAGAAGGGCUGCGUCGAACAUCAUCAUCUCCUCGUCCCCUCGCUCAAGACAGAGCCUCCCGUCCCCCACCCCCGAACCUCCACGCUGGAUUCCUCAACACUAUCCGCGGGGUCCCCGGCCCAGGUCCACGACGCCGUCGACGACAUGGAGCACGAUCACGGUGCCGCCCCGCCGCACCCCGACGACGCCCUCGGUGGUUUCGAUGCCUCUCCGCAGGUUAUCCAGAAUAAUGGCUAUGACUACUCCGAGAAGCAACGCCACCAACCCAGUCAGUCCCUCGACCAGGGCCUCCCACAAUCCCCGCGGAUGGAAGAGCAACAAGCGGAUCGCUACAACACACCGCCUCUGCCUAUGAACGCCCCCUCUAUCUCAAGGCCUGCCUCCGGUCUAUCCGGCGCAGGCGCGCAACAAGGCUACGCCGACCAUGCCUCGCGCAGCAGCGCCGGCGCGGAGGCCGCCGCCAGCAACGGCCGCAACCACGUCGUCAUCAAGGUUGGCAUGGUGGGAGAUGCGCAAAUCGGCAAGACGAGUCUGAUGGUCAAGUAUGUUGAGGGAAGCUGGGACGAGGACUACAUCCAGACACUGGGCGUCAACUUCAUGGAGAAGACCAUUUCCAUCCGAAAUACUGAGAUCACAUUUUCAAUCUGGGAUUUGGGCGGCCAGCGCGAGUUCGUCAACAUGCUCCCCCUGGUCUGCAACGAUGCCGUUGCCAUCCUCUUCAUGUUCGACCUAACACGGAAGAGCACGCUCAAUAGCAUCAAGGAAUGGUACCGGCAAGGCAGGGGCUUCAACAAGACUGCCAUCCCCAUUCUUGUGGGCACCAAGUACGACCACUUUGUCAACUUCCCAAGGGAGGACCAAGAGGAAAUCUCGAACCAGGCCCGUCGUUUCGCAAAGGCAAUGCGCGCUGCGUUGAUCUUCUCUAGCACGAGCCAUAGCAUCAACGUGCAAAAGGUGAGUCUCCAACUAGUAUUCCGUGGCCCAAGACUGACCCCUUCGCAGAUCUUCAAGAUUGUGCUGUCCAAGGCAUUCGACCUGAAGUGCACGAUUCCCGAAAUCGAAAACGUGGGAGAGCCUCUACUGCUGUAUCAGUCCUGCUGAGCCCUGUCCGUCAAUCCCUGCCGGUCAGCCCGUGUUGGCUUCUUGAGGCGACGCUUUCGCGUCAACCGUAUCUCACUUGACUGUCGCCCAUAUAUAAUGGAUCAUGACCCAUUACGUACUUACGACGUUCGAUAUCCAGCCGAUCUCAUCGGCUGAGUUACUGGAGUUCCCUCGUCCGGCAUCGGUCGGCAGUAGUCACUGCACAAAGCCUCGGGUGCGCGACAGUCGGACUGCAAAAGAGCACCACACAGCUCUGUUUUCCGGGCGCAGCUGAGCCCCAA